UUUGUGUCUCAACUACCUGAAAAUGUUAAAAACACUUCAAUGGUUACAGCGGGGACCUUAGCUUUCGUCGAGAAAUAAAAAUAGUUACUUUGCCCCCAACAUUAAUAUGUUUGAAUUGAAACUGAUCUCUUUGUCAUGAAAAUGGUCUGGUGGUCACAGAAUCUAAUAUCAUGCUGUUUUACUUUAAUUAAAGAAAAAGUGUUUAUAAAUGCAAAUAAGAUAGGAAAUAUUUUACUACAUACAAAAUGUCUGCCAUAAUCUACAGUAAUUUGUAAAGAAUACCGUAAUAAUUCGUGUUUCUUCCCCAAGUGGUCGCUAGUAUUUGAUAAAUAUGUCUUUAAAAUACAAAGUGGUGUCAGUGUGGGUUAUGUGUUUGUCUUACAAAAUGGUUAUGACUGGUUGUGAAGUGGUUUUGUUGAAUCGAAAUGUUACAGACAGCUUCCGUGUUGGGAAUGAUGGUUGUACGAAUGAUACAAGUGUUUGUACAAGUUCAGCAACAUGUCAGUCUGAUGGCUUGUGUUUGUGUAAGCCUGAUAGACCAAGCUAUCGAAAUCCUGUCCUCGAAGUCAAGGAGAGAAAAACAGUGUAUGGUAACUCGUAUGGUUGUAUUGACAAUGAUAUUUUCCGUUUUAAUGUCAUUGGUAAGUGUUUUGUUUUAUGUAGGUAAUGAAGGUUCAUUCCAUUUCAGAAAUCCUGGCCCUAAAAAUAACGACAUAUUUAUAUAUGUGGGAAUAUAUUGUAUACAGGGGGUAUAUCAGCUAUUAUUAUUUUGUGCAUCAUAUUUGACAUUAAAAUUAAGUCCUAUAUAUAGUAAAUUUCGCUUCCCUCAGGGAAUGUUGACAGGUUUGGUAGGGAUAAAUCGCAAACUGUACCCUAAAAAUAGAAAGCUUAGGUUCAACGACAAACGUCGGUCAAAGAAACAUUUUACGCUAUAAAGCAACAAAAAGUAAAUCGGCUUGUUGUUUUAUAAGUAGAAUGCUUAAUUAAUAACUAUUCCUGUGUCAUAUGACGCAGAUAUCGCGGAACGAAAAUGAUGCCAAGAAAGUUCGGACUGGCCGCUUGCCGUACUUUUUUACGCUAAAUUUAAGCUCCUUAAUGUCUUGGAUUCGAUCAGGUUGAGCUACGUUACGUUCUUCGUAAUACUGCUCAGCUCAGUUGGAUAUAAAGAUGAUUAGCAUACCCUCCACCUACUAAUUUUGUUUUUGUUUUGUUCAAACUGAUAUACAUAUAUAGAGAUCAGUAGCUGUGUAUUCAGACCUUUUCAAGUCCUACCACACAGCCACAAAGAUCCAGCCACGACAUUUUUACACACCCAGCAGAUAUUCAGUUGUUCUUUGACAAAAGCCCAGGCAAAGUUUCCAGACAACGCUACAGAAAUUGAAUUACAGUGGUUGAAUGAAUCUUACGUUGAUUUGAACGUCUCGAACAACAAUUUGUAUUUUAAAGUACGUAAAUCAACUUAUUUGUUUUUCUCUUUAACUAUAUGUUUAAAUUUAGCUUCCUUUUUCUUUCCUAGUGGAGAAAAUCCGUUCCAAAUUUGCAAGGCACGAUAAUUACGUUCACCUUCGGAUGCAUGGUGCCUCCUAGUACCAACCCAGAGUUAAAGGCUUACCAAACAAAAUGCCUGCGAGCCAAGGUUCUUGGAACAUGGUCACCAGGUAAUUUUUACAAAAAUGCAACUUCAAGACACAUCCAAACUUUAUUCAGCCUGCAUGCGUAAUGAAGUUAACUAGUGUCGCGUAAUAUAUAGCGCGAAUUUAAUUAUGUCCAUUGAAGGGUUUUAUUGUCUAGCUCUCCGGGUCCCCAAUAUAAUGUAUUGAGAAAAUAGUAACACUGAAAUGAAUUAAUUUAAGUUUAAAAUCAACUGAAAAUAUUACCAAUACAAUAAACAAGGAGAUUCAAUACAUUGAUUAAAAUCUUGUGGCCGUUUUGGACUUGACUCAGUUUUACGAUUAACAUUUCUAUAGCGCAAAUUCACAUGUAGAUUAUUAUGACCAAAUGCGAUUUACAUCAAGUAUUAUACGCUUACCUAAUUACAUACUUAUAGCUUAGACUAUUUUAUAUUUACAACAAUUGUGAUAUUACUUUCUUAACUGUGUUUAUCCUAACCCACCCUGUCAACUUUCCCUGUGGGAGGAAACUGGGGCGCCCGGAGAAAACCCACGACUUUCUCUGACGACUGCACCAUCUAAACCCCACAAACCAAACCCUAUAUUUAGUAUAUUGCCUAUAUUUUGCUAUUCUUAAAACUAAACUUGUGGCCCAAAUUUAUCCUUGUCGCAAGGAUUUCGAUGAACUUCAUUUGCUUAAAUCUUAAUAGACAACUCUUGAUAAUCACUCUAGCAUUAAUUUAUCACGGAUAUUAGGUUCUGUUAUGUAAACAAAAGUAACUCUUUAAUUCGGUUUCCAGCUUUCCGUGCACAAAACUAUGCAUAUAAUGGCCAAUAUUUUGAUGAUAUAACUUAUUAAAACUGAGCAAUGCAUGGUAAAUUCUUCUUCCUAGGAACAAAUCCCACCGUGUCAAAUCCUGUAGUAACUAGUAAGGCACCAACGACAUCAGCAUUGAACUCAACUGGUACCAUGAUGACAAUGUCACCCACCACUUCAGCUCGUUCCAGUUCUCCGGGUGAAGUAUCGAGCAGUGAUGAUGAUUCCAGUGGAACAAUAAUUAUUAUAGCCGUUGUGGUACCUGUAGUACUGCUGAUAGUCUUGGUUGUCGUUGUUUGGUGCUUGUGUAAACGCAAGAAGAGAUAUAGGUAAGCAUUUUAAGGACAUUAAUGAACAACUUUGGUGUUAGUUUAUUGGAUUUGGUAUCAUGCAAUGCGUGACAUAGGCCCUAAUAUCAACAAAAUUAAAUUAUCCCACACGGAAACUCUUACAUUUACGUAAAGAAAUUACAGUUUUGAGGUUUCGUUUUGAGAGGAACAAUAAAAAGCUUUACAUAGUUAUCAAUGAGAAUCUUAUCAAUAAAAAAUGUGAGAUUUCAUGCAGUUGUUUUUUUCUUGAUAUUUUUGGAACAGCCAAAGAAAUUCAAGUGACGAACGUUCCAGCAAAAAAAACGGUAUGCACAAAUUAUGUAGUUGUUUCAAUUAACUCAGCAUGUCAGUGAGUUUGUACAAUAUCGGAUCACUUUAAAUGGGUACAUGUAUUAACUAGGCAGUGAGUUCCGCUGUACAACAUCAGAUCACUUUAAGGUAGCUCACAUUCAAGAACAUGUACAACCUUACCUCUGUAUAAUCUAACCCUGCUUAACUCUGUAGUGAGUUCUGUACAAUAUCAGAUCACUUUAAUAGUCUUCACUGUGGACUACCUUGAAGUGAUCUGAUGUUGUACAGAACACACUGCUGAGUUGAGCAUGGUUAGAUUAUGCAGAGGUAGUACAUGUUCUUGAAUGUAAGCUACCUUAAAGUGAUCUGAUGUUGUACAGAACUCACUGCUGAGUUAAAGCAUGGUUAGAUCAUGCAAAGGUAGUCAUGAGUACAUGUUCUUGAAUGUGGGAUACCUUGAAGUGAUCUGAUGAUGUACAGAACUGACUGCUGAGUAAAACAUGGUUAGAUCAUAUAGAAGUAGUACAUGUUCUUAAAUGUGGACUACCUUAAUGAAUACCAUACGCGAUACAUGCGCGUCAACACAUGAUGCUUUUUUAAAAUAACAAUGCGUCUUGUUUAGGUUCUGCGCGCCUGAAGCAGUUCAGACACACGGACAGUAAUCUACGAGGGCCAGAUGCUUAUGAAGAUGGACAAGCCAGGGACACAAACGACACCUUUGGCGCUCAAGCAAACCUUGGUUAUUCAACGCCAAAUAGCCAGCGCGUGAUAGUGGAAGCUAACCCAAUGUAUGCAACUCCAGAUAUCAAAAGAAAAGAAGACAAAAGCGCAAAUUAUAACCCACCUGGAUACGAACCAGUCAAUAUGAAAAAAAGACAAGGCAACGAAGAUAGUUCUCAAGCAGAACCUGGGUAUGCAACCCCUGAUGUGAAUAGAAGAGAAAUCAGUCGCGUCAAUUCUUAUCCAGAGCCUGGGUAUGAAACUCCUGAUAUCAAAAAGAAAGAGAUCAAUGUCGCUACUGCAGAUUCUGCUUAUUCAACGCCAGAGGAAAAUAAUGCUGAUAUCGAACGCAUUGCUGUUAACGGAGACCUCUAUGCUCUCCCGGAUAAAAAUAAAAGUACUAAAAAGGUAAAAAGGUUUAUUAAUUUGAAAGAGAUGAAUGCUCAAAAAGUGAUACAAUAGCAUCGGAAAUUAUGUAAUCUACACUAAACUAAGCUAGGCUAUUAAAUUCACUUUAAUAAUACGUUUGAAAUUGAUUUCGCUAAAGGUCCAGUAAGUUGCUUUAUUCGAUGAUUCCAGUGGAGUUACCACAGGAGCUCAGCUACACACGAAAAAUACCAGAACGUGUUUGCGCUGCUUAUUCCCAGUUGUUGUGACAAUCUGGAACAAUUAAGACCGUAACAGAUUUGACGGUAACAGACUUGCUACAAGUUGUUCCAACAAGAUUAAUAUAGGCUGUUCGUAACAAGUUUCUACGAGCAUGUUGUAAUCAACUUAUUAAUAGAGACCUUACGAUUUUAGGACGGCAACGCGACGGCAACGGCUACCAAUACAACAGAUCAGUCAAAAGAAUUGAGUAAUUACAAUAUGUGAAUAAUUUAGACAUUGUCCUCGCUCUGUUUACAACGCUAAAUCACAGAUUUUCACGUCUUGAUACAACGGCUGCAUUCCAAGCCGCAACAAGUGCAACUUCAAACUGGGUUCAGCAGAACUCUUCUCAACCAUAAAACCCGUGUCUUCAACUUCUAAAACUGUAUUAAAUUCAUACGAUUGAUAAUAUUCCACGAACUAUCUUUAAUACCAUUUAUUUGAAGGAGUUUGUUUUGGCCGUCGCCGUCGCGUUGCCUGUCCUGAAAUCGUAAGGUCUCUAAUAACUUGUUUCGUGCAGACGAUAUCAGACUUGUUGGAACAACUUGUUGCGCAUCCAUUGAUCUCAUCAACCUUGUUUCAAGAUAAUAACAACUUGUUCCAGACUCGUCAACAACUGGGAACAAGCAGUGCGAACACAUCUUGUUGACAAGCUGUGAGAUUUUUACGCGUGUACACACGUAAAAACGCACAAGUUGUAACAAACCUGCAGCAGACUUGUAACAAUGCUGUUUCAACAACUUGUCAACAGGAUGUGUUCGCACUGCUUGUUCCCAGCUUGUUGACAAGUUGUCAACGGCUUGUUGACAACUUGCUACAAGGCUAUUGAGCUCAACAGACUUGUUACAAUUUGCUCCAUCAACUUGUUAUCGUCCAGCAAUUCAACAAUUUGUCAACAAGUUGUGAGUGCCAACCUUGUAGCAACUUGAUAAAAUAACAGCGUUUCUAAAACUUGUUGACAAGCUCGCUACAAGCCUGUUGCGAACACAUCUUGUUAAUAAGACUUUACCUGUGUAGCUUUAGACACUAUAAACACCCAAUGUGCCAUCAACACGAACUAUACUUUUAUAUGACUGACGUAUUUUGAAUCUACAGAUUAAUGGCUUAAACUACAUGGAUCCUUCGCGGUUGGUUUCUGGCAGUCAAGACAGGAAUGAAAGCCAGACUCAAUCAGGCCAACCUACUGAAUAUGCAGAAGUUGUUGGAGUCAUGAAGCCAGGAGCAAAAAAAACAAAAAAGAAAAAA
Messenger RNA from Paramuricea clavata, 5660 nucleotides. The record is from the annotation of a GenBank genome assembly. NCBI's taxonomy places the organism in Eukaryota, Metazoa, Cnidaria, Anthozoa, Malacalcyonacea, Plexauridae.